Messenger RNA from Paramecium sonneborni, 438 nucleotides. The record is from the annotation of a GenBank genome assembly. Lineage: Eukaryota; Ciliophora; Oligohymenophorea; Peniculida; Parameciidae.
AUGUUCAAAUAGACAAAAGGAAAUGAAGGUUUCAAACUUCCAAGAAUAGAGAAGACCCAUACUUAUGUUCUUUAGUCUAAUCGAGAUUCAAUUGAUUUCCUUUUAGGGAAAAAUAAAAACGAUAUUGCUCCUUUAUUAAGGCCAGAGAAGAAAUUAACAACAGAAUUGCUUACAAACAGACUUGCUCGUCGUGGUAGUCAAAUUCUGGAUAAUUCUUCGUAGGUGUUUAUGCCUAUACAAUAAACUUAGAGAAAGAUCAGUCAAAUGGAGUGUAAAUAUGAUAUUCAGAAUUUUUUUACUCUGGAACCAACACAAGAGAUCAAAAAGCCAAUAGUUGUUACUAAAAUAAAUCGUGUGCCGAAGCAUUACCGCUUGCAAAAUUUCACUGAUUGGGUAGAGAAGUUAUAUGGUUAAGAUUGGUUCAAUGAUUAAAUAUGA